Platichthys flesus (European flounder) is the source of this 6638-nucleotide messenger RNA. RefSeq names its product synaptotagmin-like 2b (gene sytl2b). Gene Ontology annotation, cellular component: plasma membrane; exocytic vesicle. The record is from RefSeq and is a predicted model, not a curated record. Lineage: Eukaryota; Metazoa; Chordata; Actinopteri; Pleuronectiformes; Pleuronectidae. Gene Ontology annotation, biological process: intracellular protein transport; exocytosis. Gene Ontology annotation, molecular function: neurexin family protein binding; small GTPase binding.
UGUUUGUUUGACUGUAACCACAGAAACAUCCGGUGGAUGAUUCCUGCUGCCGAGCGUUUCCACAUCCGGCCGGUGAACGAAGCAGGAGGCGGAGCCAUGAUCGACCUGAGCCACCUGACGGAGGAGGAGCAGAAGAAGAUCAUGACGGUGCUGAGGCGGGACGCUGACCUGAAGCAGGCCGAGGAGGAACGAAUCAGGAAGCUGGAGAAAGUACUGAGCAGCGGGUCGCAGCCAGAGGGGAAGAUGAAGUACCUGACCGGAGAGUGGUUCUACGAGGCCAAGAGCCGCAGACACAUGGACAAGAUCCAUGGCUCGGAAAUCAUCCUGGCCUCCAUGAAGCAGAGGAGAGACGGGUCGCUCAGAUCUGACAAAUCCAGAACACCCAGCAGUCGAGGCUCCUCCGUCGCUCCACCUAAACCCAGCAGGUGUUUUGAGGCGUUGCAGCCAAAGGAGAUAAAUGAUGCUGAGAAGGAGAAUCUGAAUUCAGCAGUCCGCUCCCCGAGAACACCAAGGCACAACCCUUUCAACUAUACUUCUCUUAUCGUUGUUGAGCCACCUCAAAGUAAUAAUGACAAGUGGAGCAGUCGGGACCAGGACUCGCCUGAGACAGAGCUCAUAUCUCCUCGGAAGAUUCGCCCUGGGGACGAGGCCAGCCAGACUUCAGGGGGCUCCAUCAUAUCAGAGAGCUCCUCUGCAGGUUUCAAACCAGUGCCAAAGAAGAGGACGUUUCUCUCGAGACGUUCCAGCGGCCAGUUAGAGAGCACUGGCCCUGGUGUGGUCGCUCAGGGAGGGUUUUCAGGGAUCGUUCCUGCUCCAAGACGUAGCCUCCAGCGCGGGUCAAGCGGGAGCUCGAACCAGUCGUAUCGGAAUCAAGAGGAAAUGCCUCAGAGAAGUGAGGUUCCAGUGUUUAACCAGGUGUCUCAGCCAUCCAGCUCUGCAGAUGAGACCUCCCAGCAGCCACUGUGUGACGUUUCUCAGGUUUUCUCUAAUUCCAGCCUAGACAGGGACAGACACCCCCCAUCUAUAACCAGAGACAGACUGACCACAUUCACCAGAGGUGACGUGGCCACUGAGAGAGAAACCCGGCAGAGGAGCGAAGACGGAGACCAUCAGACCCGUAGAGAACUCGCAGGGGGGGAAACUGUCGUCCUGCACAGCAGCAGCAUCCAGGGCUCGGACAGAGAAAUCAACAGCAGCGAGGGAACCAGGCCGGAGGAGCUGAGUUUUACACGAAGUAUUGCGGAUGCAGAGCCCCCUAUAUCUUAUGAUCUCAACUACAUCGAUAAAACUGAUGAAACAAUGAAGAAAUCCGGUCAGAAACACGCGUUCAAGUUAUCCACUCAGGCGACCAGUCCCACCAGCGAUGAGGACUCCAUUGCGAAGGUGCUGGACUGGUUCAGCCGCAGCGGCGACAGCAGCGAGUUGCUGAGUACAGACGACUGCACAGAGGCCACAAAGAGCUCAGACAACCAUGUAGAAAGCAAAUUAAGAAGUGAAGAUACAACAGAGAGAAAGAAGGACACUCUCGAAACGCAGAGAGGUCACUUACAAAGGCAGAUUAAUGAGGGCAAAGAGUUUCGAGCCCCGGACAGAGCAGGCAUGACGGAGUUGAGUGAAACACAGGAGGAGGUGCAGAGGGAAACAAGGGACAGAAUGCUGUCAAAGGAAGUGAAACAUAAUGACGAUGAAAGCCAACCACUAAAAAUCUCUCAUCUGAAGUCAUUCUGGGAGAAAAGCAACAUGGGCCCGAAAAUACUUAUCAGGAAUCCAAUCACACCAAGCGACGAAGGACAAAAACUUGCUUAUCUCUCGGCGGAGAAGGAGGAGGCGAACGUCGACACACCCAGCACGACAUCGGACUCGCCAUCUGCUCCUGGAAUACACAACGGGAGGGGGGUUUAUGAUAAGUAUGUCUCGAAGCAUGGGGACAAGAGAGAGCAGAAAGAUGAUACAGACAAUGUUCACUUGAAUAAUAACCAGCAGGACCAUUCUUUAUCUCAAAGGAAUAAUAAUGACCCAACAUAUAACUCUGAUUAUUUUAAAUUGCUAUCCAGCCCACAAGCAGCUGACAGAGGAGGCUCAGACACUGAGAUUUUAACCCGACUCAGGCCACAGCCAAGGACAGAAUCCAGACUGAGUCCAGAGUCUGAGAGCAUCUCUCCAUUCAAACUAAAUUCACAGCCCGACAGUUUCUUCCAAUCAAGAGAAACCCCUCUGCAGGAAGAGCUGUCGAAACCCGAGUACAAGCAAGGGGGCAAUGAUUAUAAAGCACAACUUCGAAGAGGCUCGAGUGAAGAAGUGAAAAGGAGGGAAAGUGAAGAUAAGAACAUGCAAUCGAGCAUGUCUCCAAAGAGAAAAGACAAUGUGUCCAAUAAAGACAAAACUAACAGUCCUCAUUCACACAGACAAGGUUCAUCAAAUCAGGAAAGUACAGCAGAGAAGAUCAAGCAGCUCAAAUCUUUCUGGGAGCAGGAGAGGAACAAGCCCAUUUUCUACACUGGCAUGUCUAAAUCUCCUGGGGAGGGUAAAGUCACACGUGGUGCAAAUCAGCUAAAUAAAAGAUUUACAAAGUCCGAGUAUGAUCUGAGGUUAGUUGGGAGUGAUUCAGGCAGCGAAGACGAAGACAAAAAUAGGCAAAAUUCGACCUUGCCUUCUUUGAAUCAAAGGAUAGAUAAGUUAUCGCCGAGCCUCAGCGCGAGCCGAUCGCAGUUCAACAAUCUCCGUGAAUUCUGGGGUGAUUCUGCUUCAGAUACGAAAGGAUCGAUAACCGCCGACAAACCCAAAAGCCCCAAAAGGAAAGAGCCAGUGGGAAGCCAGUUUCCAUCUCAGGAGGUUAAGAGCAGCGAGGCCGAGAUUUACUGUUUGUCUGCAGCUGUCGAGAAAACAAGACCGGCUGCCAUAAAGCCAUCUCCACAGAACCGAUCCAAGUCGCCACAUGAUAGACAGAUGGGGUCUGGGGCAAGAGCCCUGAUCGACAGCAAAAACAACCCGUCUAAUUAUGCGACAGCUGAGUCCAAAAGAGGCUCCAAGGACUCUGGUCGAGAGGAGAAAUCCUCGAAACCACAAAGCAGCACAGGAAAAGAGCCUCGGUCUCCAAAGAGCAGGCAAGACACCUUUGGCAAGUCCAGCAGUCGUGGAAGUUCUAUGCGUCGCGCCACCAGCAUGUUCACGCUGAGCGCUCCUGACCAGAAAGAUCAAGUCCAGAGGAAAAUGGAUGUAAGCCCCGUCCACUCCCAGAGCAGGAAGCAAAGGCAGAACACGGAAAAAGGGGCCAUAACACUGAGACUGUCGGAUGGACUCGAAACUAUGAGUCCACGUGCACGGGCGUUUGUUCCCAGAGACUACCGGCACUACUUGGGCAUGACGGACAAGAACAGCGUUCACACCUCGCUCGCACCGGCUUUGAAGAGCGAGGGCUCAGAGGGAAAAUCCGGGUAUGACUUAGACCUGAGCGGUCCAGUGAGAGCCAGCACCCCGGUGAGUUCAGAGGAGCGCUACGGCAGGAAGGGCAGCAAGACGAGUCAGCGCCCCCCGUGGGCCAACUACAGCAGCUCGGAUACCGGCCCAGAGUCAUCUAUGAGCAGCACGUCAGAAACCUGGUCCAGGAACAGUUCAAACCCUGAGUGGCAGCGUUAUGACCAUGUACAACGCAGACUUCGGGAAUGUGGAGGUUCAAGGAAAUAUCCAGUUUUCCAUCAACUACGUUCAGAAGCUCCGAGAGUUUCACAUCUUUGUGGCCGAGUGCCGAGACCUGGCUGCCGUCGACCCGAAGAGGGGGCGCUCGGAUCCGUACGUCAAAAGCUACCUGGUACCUGACAAAUCAAAUCUGGGAAAGAGGAAAACAUCUGUGAAAAAGAAGACGUUAAAUCCGAUGUUCAACGAGAUCCUCAGAUAUCGGGUUCGCAUGGAGUACCUCAGGACUCAGACGCUCAUUCUCUCCGUUUGGCAUAACGACACGUUUGGCAGAAACAGCUUCCUCGGCGAGGUCGACAUCGAACUCUCCAAGUGGGACUUUGACCACACCCAGAUGAACGACUCAGUCCUGAAACCCAGGACUACACCCACUCUACCACCAGCAAAUGGGAAAGGAGAGAUGAGACUAGCCAUACGGUUCCUGCCACAGGUCACCCACAGUGAAGGUGUAACUAAAGACGGUCCCAACACUGGAGAGGUUCACAUUUGGGUGAAAGAAUGCAAGAACCUGCCUCUGAUCAGGGCGACCAUUGACCCAUACGUUAAGUGCUUCAUGCUGCCAGACACGAGCAGGAAGAGUCGGCAGAAGACGCGCGUGCUGCGGAGGACCGCGGAUCCGGUGUUUAACCACACGAUGGUGUACGAUGGCAUCAGUGAGACCGACCUAUCAGAUGCCUGCGUGGAGCUCACCGUGUGGGACCGAGACAGGCUGGCAAGCCACCUGCUCGGGGGAAUGAGGCUCGGAGUCGGCUCAGGGAAAAGUUAUGGAGCAGCGGUGGAUUGGAUGGACUCAACCCCCUAUGAGGCGGCCCUGUGGGAGCGCAUGAUGGCGUCACCUGAUGAGUGGGUGGAGGAUAUACUCCCGCUGCGAAUGGUGAACUCUGCAAAGGCAGCUUUCAAACACUGAUUUGAAUGCAGCAAGAAAAAUCUGAUGAAAUAAUGACUGGAGUGACAAUUUGGGAAUCAACCACGUGGCUAUAAUGUAACCUGUGGUGCCACCACCAGCCCUGUGGUUCCAAAUGCUUUCAUAUCUUUGUUCAUGCUUGAGUUGUUCCUGGAAAACAGAUAUUGGUACAUGUUGUGACCUUUUUAAAUGUUUUAGAGCAUGAAUGUCACUGGUCAUAAAAACAACCUGGAAGGGGAAAUGUAAUGUAGAAAACAAAUAUUGAUAAUGCAGCAAUAAAACCCAUUAAAACGUUUAAUAACUGACUUAUAUCUAACAAAGGUGACCAAUCACUACAAACAAAUAUCUUUAAAGCCAAUUUUAGGACCCUGAGUGGUCGUAGUUUGCUUUCUGUUAGAUAACAUAAUAUAAAGUAAGUUAAGAAAUGUGAUGGCAAACAAUCAAAAAACAUUAUUUAUUGAGACUUCUCAAGGAAAAAAACUCAAAUUCCACACUAAUGAGGAUUACAAAUAUUCAGCUCAUUUCAGGUCAGUUUUCCUACAUUUAAAUCCAAUCAGUCUUUACAGAUCAGAACUCAGUAUUUAUUUUCUCUAAUAUUUCUUAUUGUUUUAAUCCCAGCUCUGCGUAAUAUCGGUCUAUUAAGCUGUAAAUCUCCUUAAUUUUCAUAUGUCCUUUGUUAAUUAAUACUAAACCACUGGGUCAUGUAUUUUUGCUGCACUGGACCUUUAAGAAACCAACCCUCAGAGUAUAUGGUUUAUCUGUCACCACUCACACAACUGCCCACUGAAAAGUCUUCAUCUCCUUAUUUCUCACACUAACACGUAUUGUGACAGUAUUGUUCUAAAUGUAAUUUGAAUUUGACAGCAUAUCUGACACGUGAUGAGUUAUUGCACUUAAAUGUAUGAACCAUUAAAUAAAUUCAAUACAGGACGCCUUUCACAAAGUCUUUUAUACUGAUCUGCAAAUUGUGAUGAGCUCAAAUAUUUUGAAAAUCAUCAAUCGUAUCAGCAUUUAUUUGGCUGGACACGCACACGGUUGUACGUAGAGACUGGGGAAUCCUACUUUAUCAUUAUGAAACCAGACUGUGCUGACUUUCCCUCUAGCACCACCAUGAGCCCAAACAUCUCAGUGCCCUGAGUGAAACAUCCUCAAACUUGGGCCACAGAAUUAACUAAUUGUGAGACACGUGUGUUAGUGAUGAAGUGAUGUUUUAGAGAGUGUGACAGUUACAAGUCACAGUCGGUAAAGCAAAGAUAUACGUCAAUGAGUCUCGUAACAAAGUGGAAACUCAGAUUGUUGUUCUCCUCAAAUCCGGAGGCCAUUACUAUGUUUUCCCAUGAGCUCCACCCGAGUUUGUUUGUCACAUGUACAGUGAAGUGAAAGAGAGACGGGUCGUGUUACUCCACACAUCAAAGUACAGGAAGCCUGCUUGGAGUUAAGUGUCAGGGUAAGAGGAAGGUAUUAUAUACUGGGGUUAAAUAGGUGAUACUGACCCUUUAAAUAGAUCAUAAUAGGUGUUUAUGAACUGAUUUGUCCUUGCAUAACAUCAUAACGAGCAGUGAGUUUAACCUAAGAGGACACACAGGUGGAUUCCAAGUGUUUUGUCUUAUCAGUAAAAGGAUAUCACUCUAAAAAAUGUAUAUAUACAACACAGCAUAUAAAGUAAUGAUACAUAUUUAGAGAUCAGAAGGCAAACCACACAUCACAUUACCUGAUUUUCCUCACAUAUCCUUCAAACUGCCAUUGAAGCAACUUGGAAGGACAAUAAGUGAAUUACUUACUAGUUAAAUGUGUAUUGAACAACAAAAUUUAAUUUCAAUUGAAGUAUUUUUUUUCAUGCAUAUUAGUGUUUAGAUAAAUGAUGGUAAGAAAUGACCAGUUAGUCUUAAUUUUCUUGCGUCAGUUUUCCUAAUUUCUAUUUUUUAUUAGAGGAAUCCAAGUCACAAAAAUAUACUGAAAAAGUUAAGGUGAUGAAAAUCAGACAGUGCUGUAAUGGAAUUCUUAUCAGAGUCAUGAAUUGUAUGCUAAUGUGAAAAUCUGG